AUGGCAGCAAGGUAUCCGUACAGCGCCUUAGGCCAGGCCGAUGCACAUGACGACGCCCGCCAAGGGCCCGCUGUCCCUACACAUACCGCUUUCGCAUCGCCGUCAUCGCCGACUUCGACGUCGCGGCCCACAGCGACCGUGCAGUCGCCCUCACUCUCGCUCUCGCUCUCACCUUCGACAUCGCCCUCGACGUACAUGACGCUGGCCGAGCAGACCUUUACGCCGCUGUCCAUGGUCAGCGACAAUUGCCCGUCAGACCUGGAGAUGCGCGAUCGAAUUGGCAAAUCUGGAGGGGCCUUUUACAGGACGGCCCCAGCGGCCCUAGCGGCACCCGCGCCAGCGCCAGCGCCAGCGCCUGCACCCACCCCAGCGCACGGCGUCAACGCUAGGAUCCAAUCGUUCGAGGCCCUCCAGGCAUUGCACUCCGCCGCAGCUGCCAGGGGACACAAAUUCGUAUCGGCGAUUAAAAUCAAGAGUCAGCACGCGCGCCUCGUCUCGCCCCCGUUGACGGUUUCUCCCUCGCCGCCACCGUCUCGAGCUACUGCUACGGGUGCAACGCUUGCAAAAACGGUCUUGGACGCGAGUAGGUCAACGGCGACAGCGAGUCAAGACAUUGCUACCCGCACUGCCGACGAAAAUCGAGAAAAUAGAGACAGAGACAAGGGCGUCGCGCUGCGCCUGGAAAACCCCGAAGCGCACAGCAUCCAACGACCUGUGCCGCGCACUGCCGCUCCUUUACCAUCAACUCCUUCGGGCUCCCAUCUCAACUCUGACUCUGCAGUCGGCCCCUCGCUCCCAUCCGCUACUGUUGGCGACACAAGACUGACCCGGCCCCCCCUUGUCCGCACGUCCUCGACUGCUAGCCUGUCAAUCAGCCACCCGACCCCUGACCUCAACAAACGGUCCCGAUCCGGCGCCUACCUCGGCAACAUUGCUGCUCUCGAGGCCACCGCCGAGCGCCUGUCCAUGACAAGUUCCAUCGAGGACGCCAUACGCGACGAACACAACGAACUGAAGCGUAGCGACAGCCGCCGCUCCUCGAUCCUCGUCCACGCCGACAGGAAGGUCUCGUCGGAAAGCGGCUCCAUCUUCAGCCAGCCCCUAUCUGUCAUAAGCAGGAACAGCUCCAUCUUGGGCACGAACAACGCGGCGCGAUCAGGAGGCUACUCGCCCGGAGGAUAUUUCAUGAGCCCGCAAGACUCUCUAUCACUCUCGUCGGCGCUCCUGCGCUCGGGAAGCAAGGGGAGCUCUGCCGGCAUGCCGUCACCCAGGACAGGCGUUGCCGAGAACUCUGGCCUGCUGUCCGAGGCUGGAAACGGCGAAGACUUUCCCUCGACACGGAGCACUGCGAGCAAACUUUCUCUCGCCCAGAUUGCCGAGCUCGACAACAACCCGACUGGCUUGACCCUCGAAGCACUCGAGGAAGCAGACCGUGCUGCCGCUUCAGGGGAAAGCCUGGACGACGAUGACGACGAAAUGAUCAGGGCCCAGGCCCACCAGCACAUUGAAGCGCAGUUUGCAGACGACGACGACAUGUACACGCCUGAGACGGAGGCCAUGCAGCCAAUGCUCGACCACGAAUUCGACCAGGCCCCUCGGCUACAGCUUCACCAGCCCGACGAGUACUUGCCUUAUCGCCCACAGUCCCGCGACGGAACGGAGAGGCCAACUACUUCGGGAACCACCGCGACGUACGACCAAGCGCAGACAGCUUUUGGUGACUUUGACGGCGUCCACUGCGACCCCGAUGUCGACGAGCCCCCGGCAGUCCCAGAACCACAGCCCAGAAAGGAGCGACAGCGACCGCCCGCCCCUCCAAAGGAGCGACCGUCGACGUACUUUGAUACGGGCACGGGACAGCAGAUGGUCUACUAUCCCGCGCGCGUUCCUGCGAUGCUGAACCUGCCGCCCAAGCUGUCAAAGAAGCCCAAAGCGGCGGCGGCACACAACAUACGUCGCUCCCAAGUUAUGAGCGCGAUGCCGCUGGCAGCCCGCGAAUCCCGCGUGUGGUUGCCCGACCCGAUCGAAGGGCUGCAUGGGAGCAAGGAUAACCUGCCAUUCAUGGCAGGCUUUUCAGAGGUUGACCUCGGCCCGGCGCCUUCGAGCGCGGACCAGACGCCACAGCUCGCUGGGCUGGACGGGGUGGAUCGCGAGCAAGACCCGUCGCACGUGAGACAGCCGUCUGAGACAAGCACCAUCAUCCCGCAGCCGCCACAGCCCCCCAUCCCCUCCGAAAAGCGCGAGAUUCGCCGGCCGCAGCGUCUUACAAAGACAGACAAGCACCAAUCGCGUGCUACGGCUCUCGAAGGACUGCCGCCCCAGCUGCGAGCGAGUGCUUUUUUCGACCUACCCUCGACCACGCCGCAGAUCGAGGUAAAGGGCGGCUCCGCCAUGGCGACGCUCGACAGCAUUCUAGACGCGUCAGCACAUGCCCCCGUUAGCGCGUUUACGGACCACGCCUUUGCCGGUCAUCUGGGAUCCGAGGUGUACGGCCGCGAAAAGAAGAGGAAGAGCAAGAGACCCUUCACCGAGGACAUGGGCGACCGCAAGACAAUCAUCAUGAGGAACUCUACGAGCGACUUUCUCAGUCCGCAGGGACCCAAAAAACGGGCAAGCCAGCUCUCGCUGCUCGGCAAUCGGAGCCCGGACACGGAAGCCAACGAACGACGGACGACGCUUGGGAUUCUCAAUGGCGCCAGCCGCGCCUCGAGCAUGCACGACGACUCGUCGCCUUCCACGGACCACGCUCCCUUCUCUCCGAACCAGCUCGCACCCGACUCGGACGAAGACCCAGAUGGGAGUGAAGAAAGCUCCGAGGAAGGGGACCUGGCAUACGACGGACCUCCGACAACACUGCUCGCAGAGCUGCAGCUGCGGAAACAGCGCAACAAGAUGAGAACCCGUCCGACUGCCCAGGCCUAUCCGGACGGAAUGCACAGCACCCUGCUCGAGCUCGAUGCGGUCGCCGAGGUGGAGCGCAAGGCUAGAGGGGCCAAGCGUGUCAACCUCGCUUGGGAAGACCCGAGCACGAACCUCGACCACCUCGAGGACAUGGACGACGACGACGUGCCGCUUGGCAUGCUCUUCACGGCCAAGGCGGCCGCCGCUGCGAACGGGGUGAAUCGGUCAACCAUAGACAUCACCGCUGUCAUGAACGAGGUGCACCGGCCGCUCGGCCUGAUGGAACGCCGCGAGAUGGAGGACAACGAGCCUCUGAGCCACCGUCGCGACCGGCUCCGGGGUGGAAAUAACGGCCACAUGCCGCUGUCCCUGAGCGUGAUGCAGCAGCGCAUGAGCCAGCUAACAAUGACGCCGGCUGCUGGCUCGCCAGGCAUGCGGUCGCAGUCCAGACUGGCCCUACCUCUGCAGCCAUCCGGGAGCUCUGUGGAAAGCGACGGUGAGGUUCAGGGCGAGAGUCUCGCGGCUCGCAGGGCUCGCCUGGCCGCCGAAAACCCCCUGCCCCGCGCUCGCCCCGUCAGCGGCCUGUUCACGUCCGAACUUCUCAGCCACUUUGGCGGCGACGGCGAGGACCCCAAAGACAAGGGUAAGGGGACUGAUUCUGACGGGCACACCGUAACCGACCGCGGCAAAGAGAACGCGGCGCCUGGCAAUGACCUGCCCGAGGAAGAAGAAACUCUCGGCCAGCGGCGGCGCAGGCUGCAGGCCGAGCGCGAGGCCCGCGAGCGCGAGUUCGCCACGGGUGGCGCAAUCCCGGCUGGGACGCCUCUUGGCACCAACGCAAACUUUGCGCAGGCUAGGGCCAACCUCGACGCCAACCGCCUGUCACGCCGGCUGUCAAUGGCCGACGUGCUUGGCAGCCACCCGCUUGAAGCCCCGCGAGGCAUGGUGGACCCGCGGGACGUGGACCGCAUGAGGCAAGAGGCCGAGGCGGCCCGGAUAAGGAAGGAAAAAGAUGCACGGAUGGCAGCGGUGAGGGCGCAGAUGCCGACCGUCCUGCCCGUGACGAACUCUGGUCUCAAGCCGGGAGGCUACAUGGGCGGGCGAUUUAACAACGGACUCGGGGGCGCUACGAUCCCCAACGGCCUGGCCUACGGGGGCAACAACAACGCCGCCAUCUUCGGGACUCCGCAGCAGGCCAUGCCUGGAGGUGCGCAGUUUGGCGGCUACAACGGCGCCGCCAGUGCCUACGGCGUGCCAGUCGCGAUGCCGCCUGCCAUGAACUACGCCGCUCCGGCCUUCCCGGGCGUCAUGCCAAACGGCGUGGCCAUGUACAACACCAACGGCAUGAACGGCAUCCCCGCGGCAUAUGGCACCGCCUACGGCAUGCCGAUGGUCACGCCCCAGGCCCACGCCGACAUGGUGGAGCGCUGGCGUCGGAGCAUCAUGCCCUGA
Molecule: messenger RNA, 4353 nt
Organism: Lasiosphaeria miniovina
Lineage: Eukaryota; Fungi; Ascomycota; Sordariomycetes; Sordariales; Lasiosphaeriaceae
Exons: 5
Coding region: 1-4353 (1450 amino acids)
Source: RefSeq, a predicted model, not a curated record